GUCUAGCUUUAUAUCAAAUAUUUUUUGAUUCACCUAUAAGUAUAGUCAGACUUAUACGGCUGCCAGCCCAUGAGGUUACGUGGAUGAAACCUCUAACCCCCGAGUACCGGGGCGAGAUUGAUAAACUGCACGUCACUAUCCCAAAACUGGUUUUGGAUGGCUGCCAAGAUUGGGAGAGCAUGACCAGCAAAUUCAUGUGGGCUUUGGACAGUAAUUUUCCACCUGUCGCGGACAAAGUUUAUGUUAAGGUUACGAAUAUUCAUGCUCGUUGGGUGCGGUCACUCGUCUAUCCGCAUGAAUGGGAGAGCAUUCGGGCAUUUCUCUCACUGUUUAGCGGAUUCCACGUCGAUGGAACAGCCAGAUCGUGGGUUGAAACUGAUCUGAGGCUUGUGGAUGUCUUCAAGCUGAGCAGAAUGGCUGUGUUAGGAAUCGAGGAGAUAUUUCGCGUUUAAAGAAAGGACGGCGUCAGCGAGCGCCUUUUGCAAUUUUUUCAGCGCUAGCUAGCUCUCCAUUGAUUUUUUGAAAUUUAUAAUUCCACUAUA
Messenger RNA from Paramacrobiotus metropolitanus, 542 nucleotides. RefSeq lists its product as uncharacterized. The coding region runs from base 84 to 452 and encodes 122 amino acids. The record is from RefSeq and is a predicted model, not a curated record. NCBI's taxonomy places the organism in Eukaryota, Metazoa, Tardigrada, Eutardigrada, Parachela, Macrobiotidae. The transcript is spliced from 2 exons.